Messenger RNA from Perognathus longimembris pacificus (Pacific pocket mouse), 4770 nucleotides. It is a transcript of the gene Arhgap23, whose product is annotated as Rho GTPase activating protein 23. The record is from RefSeq and is a predicted model, not a curated record. The coding region runs from base 525 to 4727 and encodes 1400 amino acids. The transcript has 24 exons. Gene Ontology annotation, biological process: signal transduction. Lineage: Eukaryota; Metazoa; Chordata; Mammalia; Rodentia; Heteromyidae. Gene Ontology annotation, molecular function: protein binding.
GGACGCCGCCCGCCGCGCGCCGAGCAGUGGCCGCGGGCCCCGGUGCGUUGCGCCCCGCUCCGGAAACCAGGCCCAGGGCGCCCCGGAGCCGGGGCGGUGGUCGCUCCCGGAGGCCCCCGCCGGCCGCGGCGCUCGUGGGCAGCGCCGUGUGGCGCGUGGAGCGCGCGGGGGCCGGGGGCUGGCGCUGGGAGCGCGCCGUCGGCGUGGACUGCAGCGCCCCGGAGCCGCGCUGCGUCUGGCUGCCCUGCCUCGGCCACAGCGACCGCCGCGCGCCCGGGCUGCACCGUGCCAAGCUGCCACUGGGCCCAAGGGAUGGCUUCCCUCCUGGGCGCCCCCUCCCCUGGCAGGGGCCGCGGACGCUGCUGCUGCACAAAAGUCUCCAGGAUGGCUUCGGGUUCACCCUGCGCCACUUCAUCGUGUACCCGCCCGACUCGGCCGUACACUGCAGCCUGAAGGAGGAAGAGAAUGGAGGACGAGCAAGAGGCCCCGGAGGAGGACCCUCCCCUCGGCACCGCCUGGAGCCCAUGGAUACCAUCUUUGUCAAGAAUGUGAAGGAUGAUGGCCCCGCCCAUAGGGCAGGGCUUCGCACAGGAGACCGGCUGGUGAAGGUGAAUGGAGAGAGUGUCGUUGGGAAAACCUACUCCCAGGUGAUAGCUCUGAUCCAGAACAGUGAUGACACCCUGGAGCUCUCCAUCAUGCCCAAGGACGAGGACAUCCUUCAGCUGGCUUACUCCCAGGAUGCCUACCUGAAGGGGAACGAGCCAUAUUCUGGAGAGGCACACAGCAUCCCAGAGCCGCCCCCACUCUGCUAUCCCCGAAAGACCUACGCCCCACCAGCCCGGGUCUCUGCCUGGGCCACUAUGGUGCCUGAGCCCACCUCAGCCCUGCCCAGUGACCCCCGGAGUCCUGCCACCUGGAGUGACCCCGGACCCCGUGUGCUGCCCGCCACCCGUGCCCAUCUGGACAAUUCUUCCUUGGGGAUGAGCCACUCCCGCCCCAGCCCUGGUGCCUUCCCCCACCUCUCCUCCGAGCCGCGGACCCCCCGUGCCUUCCCAGAGCCUGGCAGCCGGGUGCCCCCUAGCAGACUGGAGUGCCAACAGGCCUUGUCACACUGGCUGUCCAACCAGGUACCUCGCAGGUUGGGGGAAAGACGGUGCCCAGCCAUGCCACCCCGGGCCCGCAGUGCCUCCCAGGACCGGCUAGAGGAUGCGACUGCCCACCGCCCAUGGCCCUGCUCCACCUCCCAGGAUGCCUUGAGCCAACUGGGCCAGGAAGGCUGGCACCGAGCUCGCUCGGACGAUUACUUGAGCCGGGCAACCCGCUCCGCCGAAGCCCUGGGGCCAGGAGCCCUGGUGUCGCCUCGCCUCGAGCGCUGUGGCUGGGCUUCCCAGCGUCCAUCUGCACGCGCCUCUGCCUGCCCACCCCGGGACCUGCCCGGACCCCAGGCCCCACCCCCAAGUGGCCUACAGGGCUUGGAUGACAUUGGUUACAUCGGGUACCGGAGCUACAGCCCAUCAUUCCAGCGACGGACUGGCCUCCUGCACGCACUCUCUUUUCGGGACUCGCCCUUUGGGGGUCUACCAACCUUCAAUUUGGCCCAGUCCCCCGCACCAUUCCCACCAGAGGCCUCUGAACCACCCAGAGUCGUCAGGCCGGAACCCAGCGCCCGGGCCGUGGAACCUCCUGCCGAGGACCGCCGCAAUGAGGUGGUCCUGAGGCAGAAGCCACCGACGGGCCGCAAGGUGCAGCUGACCCCUGCACGACAGAUGAACCUCGGAUUCAGUGAUGAGUCCUCAGAGCCGGAGGCCAGCGGGCGAGGGGAACGCCUGGGCAAGAAGGUGGCUCCUUUGGCCAAUACCGAAGACUCUCUGGCUUCCAUCCCCUUCAUUGAUGAACCCACCAGCCCCAGCAUCGACCUCCAGGCCAAACACGUCCCUGCCUCCGCGGUGGUCUCCAGUGCCAUGAACUCGGCCCCUGUCCUGGGCACUAGCCCGUCCUCUCCAACCUUCACCUUCGCCCUUGGCCGCCAUUACUCACAGGACUGCAGCAGCAUCAAGACUGGUCGCCGCUCCUCCUACCUACUGGCCAUCACCACGGAGCGCUCCAAGUCCUGCGACGACGGGCUCAACACGUUCCGGGAUGAAGGCCGGGCGCUGCGCCCUCACCUCCGGCCCUUGCUCCCCAGGCGCCUGCCAAACCGCGUCCCCAGCCUGCGGAUGCUGCGAAGCUUCUUCACCGACGGGUCUCUGGAUAGCUGGGGCACCUCCGAAGACGCUGAUGCCCCCUCGAAGCGACACUCAACCUCUGACCUCUCGGAUGCGACCUUCAGCGAUAUCAGGAGAGAAGGCUGGUUGUAUUAUAAGCAGAUCCUCACCAAGAAGGGGAAGAAAGCGGGCAGCGGCCUGCGCCAGUGGAAGCGGGUGUACGCCGCGCUGCGGGCGCGCUCGCUCUCCCUGAGCAAGGAGCGGCGGGAGCCCGGGCCGGCGGUGGGGGCUGCGGCGGCCGGCGCAGGUGAGGACGAGGCGGCGCCCGUCUGCAUCGGCUCCUGCCUGGUGGACAUCUCCUACAGCGAGACCAAGAGGAGGCACGUGUUCCGGCUGACCACCGCUGACUUCUGUGAAUAUCUCUUUCAGGCUGAGGACCGGGAUGACAUGCUGGGCUGGAUCAGAGCGAUCCGGGAGAACAGCAGGGCCGAGGGCGAGGACCCCGGCUGUGCCAACCAAGCUCUGAUCAGCAAGAAGCUUAAUGAUUACCGCAAAGUGAGCCAUAGCUCUGGGCCCAAAGCUGAUUCCUCUCCGAAGGGCUCUCGGGGCCUGGGGGGCCUCAAGUCUGAGUUCCUCAAGCAGAGUGCAGCCCGUGGCCUCCGGACUCAAGAGCAGCCUGCAGGGAGCAAGGAUGACAAUGCUGCUGCCCCUAAAGCCCCCUGGGGCAUCAACAUCAUCAAGAAGAACAAGAAGGUCACCCCAAGGGCAUUUGGCAUCCGGCUGGAGGAGUGCCAGCCCGCCACAGAGAACCAGCGCGUCCCCCUGAUUGUAGCCGCCUGCUGUCGCAUUGUGGAGGCCCGGGGGCUGGAGUCCACCGGCAUCUACCGGGUGCCCGGCAACAAUGCCGUGGUGUCCAGUCUACAGGAGCAGCUCAACCGAGGGCCGGGUGACAUCAACCUGCAGGAUGAGCGCUGGCAAGACCUCAAUGUGAUCAGCAGCCUGCUCAAGUCCUUCUUCCGGAAGCUGCCUGAGCCUCUCUUCACUGAUGACAAAUACAACGACUUCAUCGAGGCGAACCGCAUCGAAGACUCCAGGGAGCGGAUGAAGACGCUGCGGAAGCUGAUUCGCGAUCUCCCGGGACACUACUAUGAGACGCUCAAGUUCCUCGUAGGCCAUCUCAAGACCAUCGCCGACCACUCGGAGAAGAACAAGAUGGAGCCUCGGAACCUGGCCCUGGUGUUUGGGCCGACAUUGGUGAGGACGUCUGAGGACAACAUGACAGAUAUGGUGACCCACAUGCCAGACCGCUACAAGAUCGUGGAGACGCUGAUCCAGCAUUCAGACUGGUUCUUCAGCGAUGACGAGGACAAGGGAGAGCGAACCCCUGUGGAUGACAAGGAGCCACAGUCAGUGCCCAACAUCGAGUACCUGCUGCCCAACAUCGGCAGGACGGUGCCCCCUGGCGACCCAGGCUCAGAUUCCACCACCUGUAGUUCAGCCAAGUCCAAGGGCUCGUGGGCCCCCAAGAAGGAGCCGUACACCCGGGAGAUGCUGGCGAUCUCCUUCAUCUCGGCCGUCAACCGCAAGCGGAAGAAGCGGCGGGAGGCGCGGGGCCUGGGCAGCAGCACGGACGACGACUCGGAGCAGGAGGCGCACAAGCUGGAGGCGGCGGCGGGCGCGGCGGCGGCGGCGGGGACGCCGGGAGCCCCCGAGCGGCGGGACGCGCCCCGGCCGGGCGCCGCCGCCCCCGCCGCCCCCGGGCGCCUCAGCCCCCCGGCGGCGCCCGAGGAGCGGCCGGCGGCGGACACGCGCUCCAUCGUGUCGGGCUACUCCACGCUGUCCACCAUGGACCGCAGCGAGUGCUCGGGCGCCGAGAGCCGGCGCGCGGGCGCGGGGGACGAGGCGGACGACGAGCGCAGCGAGCCGAGCCUGGCGGAGACCGACACGGAGGGCGGCGCGGGCCCGGGCGCGCGGCCGGGGCGCCGGCCGUCCUUCAGCUCGCACCACCUCAUGCCGUGCGACACGCUGGCGCGCCGCCGCCUGUCCCGCGGCCGCCCCGACGCCGAGGCCGCCCCGGGCCCGCCGGGCUCCGCCUCGUCCAGCAGCCAGGAGUCGCUGCGGCCGGCGGCGGGCGCGGCGGCGCUGGGCGCGCGGCCCUCGCGCAUGGAGGCCCUGCGGCUGCGGCUGCGGGGCACCGCCGACGACAUGCUGGCCGUGCGGCUGCGGCGCCCGCUCUCGCCCGAGACCCGGCGCCGCCGGAGCAGCUGGCGCCGCCACACCGUGGUGGUGCAGAGCCCGCUGACCGACCUCAACUUCAACGAGUGGAAGGAGCUGGGCGGGGGCGCCGCCCCGGAGCCGGCGGGCACGCGCGCCCUCAGCGACAACAAGGACUCGGGCCUCAGCAGCCUGGAGUCCACCAAGGCCCGGGCCUCGGCGGCCUCGCUGCCGCCCGGGGACCUGGGCGCCCCGCAGAGCCAGGCCCCGCGCCGCCUGGCCGCCUCCCGCCUCCACCAGUGUCUGUGACGCCCCCCACCCCGGCCUCCACAGGGUCCCUGGGGGAACGAGU